Molecule: messenger RNA, 945 nt
Organism: Entamoeba invadens IP1
Lineage: Eukaryota; Evosea; Mastigamoebida; Endamoebidae
Exons: 1
Coding region: 1-945 (314 amino acids)
Source: RefSeq, a predicted model, not a curated record
AUGAGUUGGGAAGAAGGUGAUUUGGAAUAUGCCCGGAAUCUAAGCGACAAACUUAAUCUUCUUCUAAGUAGUUUGGGAGAGCUUCCUCAAAGGUUCAUAGAGAAUGUGAGAGUUGUCCAGGACGACUUUAUGAGAGAGUUUACCACCACAACACAAAUAGUCGUCAACCUUUGCUCAAAGAUUUUACUUUCCGACUUUCCACGACGGAGCGAUACAGUGAGUGAAAAGACUGACAAACACUCGCGAAAACAAAGCGAAUCUUCUGAGACUGAAGCGCACAAGUUUCAUCAAUCGGAAAGAAAUAAAAAGGAUUUAGAAAUUAAAGAAUUGAAGAGUGCACAAGAGUCGAUAUGGGUAGCUCUUCAGUGUAGUAAUAAGAGUUACACGGAGUUACUUUUCAAUUACGAUGAAAUGAAAGAAACAGUCGAAAGUCAAAAUGCGGUUAUAAGUUACUGUGAGAAGGUGAUAGGGAAGAACGAGGAAUAUCGGAGAGUGCAAAAGUCUGUUGAAGAGAAGAGUGUGAAGGCGUUGGUGAAACGGAAUGUCUUCGGUAACGUUUUGACUCUUUUUGAGAUAUCAAAAAUAGAGGAAUGGACGCAUACAACUCACUUUGAGCUUAUUUAUAAACGUGACAAGAACAUUUCCAGUACAAUUAAAGUGCCCAAAAACACGGGCGUCCUUUGCUUGGUGCGAAAUCAGCACAACUCGAUUUUUGGAUUUUUCACACAAAGUGACAUUGUCCCAACAGAGAAGUGGCAAUUGCCAAAUAAUUGCGACUUCUGCUUUUCACUGCGGUCACUCUUUUCCAAAAGUCCUACCCUCCUCUUGUCGAAAAAGGAUGGAAAGAUAGAGCAAUCGACAAGCUCAGAUUUGAUAUCGCCAAUUCUUAUUGAAAUGACCAGUUCUGUUGGUGUCGAGUUUUUGUAUGUAAAUGUGUUGCUGUGA